Fusarium verticillioides 7600 is the source of this 3303-nucleotide messenger RNA. RefSeq lists its product as hypothetical. Gene Ontology annotation, cellular component: cytoplasm. Bases 1246 to 2556 code for a protein of 436 amino acids. The record is from RefSeq and is a predicted model, not a curated record. Gene Ontology annotation, biological process: phosphatidylcholine biosynthetic process; phosphatidylethanolamine biosynthetic process. Gene Ontology annotation, molecular function: ethanolamine kinase activity; choline kinase activity. NCBI's taxonomy places the organism in Eukaryota, Fungi, Ascomycota, Sordariomycetes, Hypocreales, Nectriaceae. The transcript is spliced from 2 exons.
AAAACAGACCCAACUGGAUUCCCAAAAUAAUUUACUGCUCAUUUCCCUCUCACUUAUUCCCAUCUCCUCUUCCUUUCCCUAGAAUCUACCGACCGGCUACAUUAUUGUUGGCUCUUUUCUUUCAAGCAGGAGCGCUACUUUGGUGGAUGGUCAAGUCAAUUUCUACAGGGCACAGAGGACAACACAACCAUUGGAUCUGAGCAUGUGAUCCUAGGCCAGAGUAUGUACUGUCGACGAAUGUUUUCUCCCCUUUCCAUCGUACAUUAUACUGCAAUACAAUAGCGGUCGAGGGUCGUCUUUUAUCAAACACCCCUCGUAUUUUCUUACAGCUUCCUUCAGCCAGGGGAUUCAAGACAUCGUUCCUACAUUAUCACGCAGUACCUAUCUACUAUUCGUACCAUUUAUAAAUCCGCGCUGAAUCCCUAUAUUCCUUCCAUUGCAUCCAUGCAUCUAGUCUAGGCUUCACAUUCACAUUCACAUCCACAUCCACCUUACGAGUGACACGCGACAAAUCCUUCCCUCGUAUCUAAAAAGCCCCAGGCUGCAGCGGAAAACGGCACUCCCUUCCUGUUCAUAAGGUCUAGGCCAUCUCUCUGACUGGCCCACGCCCACAAAAGCAACAGCCAGCACCAACACCGCUCCGUCCCGUCUGCCUUAGCUUUAUUACUAUUUCUACACGAGGUCCCUAACUUUUGCCGGUUUCCGUUCGACUGGAAAGGUAACAGGUCGUGUGCUUUCCCUCCCAUUUUAUUAUUUACCCAUAUCACCCUCUGCCUGCAUCACCGCAGUGUCCUACUGCUUUUCCCUCCGUCAUCACCACCAUCUCAUAUUCCGUCCUCGCCGACCCCUCCGCUCCCCGGCCGUCUUGAGCCUCCGGUACCCCUUUCUCCACCGUCUUACGGUACGACCUGCCUACUACCACCGUCGCCGGCGCCGCUUUAUCCUGGACCGCCCCGGGAUUUACGCCCCUGAACCCCUAAAACAUAUCUACCUGGCUUUGGAUUUUUUUUCUUCUGCAACCCUCACUCAACCUGAUCUUUUCCACCUUGAUAUUUGGACUCGCUCGUUCGCAAACAACUCCGGCAACUCUCCCACCAACGGGCAUCUUGACAUACCUCUCCUAGUUUUUCUGGCCCGCCGAUUAUUUGGACCCCGCCAUCUCACUCUCCCCUCUCUCAACCGUCCUCCCCCUCAGCGCAUACCCUCACCUCCUUAUUUUUCACUCAUCGCUGCUCUCGCGUGACCAUGACAACAUCACCCACCAAUCUCGAUUUUGGCCAUGUGCCCUUCUUGGACUUGGCCUACGACAACAAUGAAUCACAGGACUCGGCUCGAAAACUCAUCCUGACACUCAUGCCAGACUGGGCGAGCCAAGAUUCGAAUGUUGAAUUUGUGCGUUUUACUGAUGGCAUCACCAAUACUCUGCUUAAAGCCGUCAACCACCGUCCUGGCAUGUCCAAGCUUGAUGUUGACAGGGAUGCUAUCCUACUCCGAGCCUACGGUCAUGGAACUGCCGUUCUCAUUGACCGUGAACGUGAGGCUGAGAACCAUGAGCUGCUCAUGAAAUAUGGUCUUGCUACUCAGUUGCUUGCCCGUUUCAAGAAUGGCAUGAUGUACCGUUAUCUCCUGGGUAAACCUGCACGUGCCCAGGAUCUUCGUGAACCUCUAAUACUGUCUGCCAUCGCUCGUCGUCUUGCACACUGGCACGCAACUGUGCCUUGCUUGCCGGACCCCAACCAUAGUCGGGACGACAGGCAUGUAAAUGGCGAGACCAAACUCAAUGGGCUUGCCAAUGGUAACACCAGCACCAAUGGCGAUAGCCAGACCAAGGGGAAUACCAACGGUAUUAUGAAUGAAAACAACAAGUCUCUCCAAGAACAGAUUGAUAAUGCAGCCCCUGGAAAAGCUCCGCCUAACAUGUGGACAACCAUGCAGAAAUGGAUUUUCGCCUUGCCCACUGAUACGGACGCUCAGCGACAGAGGCAAGCACUGCUGCAGGCGGAGUUGCAAGAGAUGGUCCAGAAACUGAGCCAGCGGCCUGGCUUGGGCAAGAAUGGGCUUGUAUUUGCGCAUUGCGACCUUCUGUGUGCCAACGUUAUCAUCCACGAAGACGAUGAGGCGGCUCCUACCGUCGACUUCAUCGAUUACGAGUAUGCUACACCAUCGCCUGCGGCUUUUGACGUGGCGAACCACUUUGCAGAGUGGGCAGGAUAUGACUGUGACUACUCGGCUGUACCCAGACAGGAUCAACGACUUGCAUUUGUGAGGGAGUACAUCAAAUCUUACUUUUCUUUAACCGGCGAGGAGGUCGAUGAAGAGGAAGAGGUUCGGAAACUCAUGACCGAGGUCGAUGCGUACCGAGGAGUGCCAGGGUUUUACUGGGGUAUCUGGUCCCAAAUCCAAGCUGUCAUUUCCAAGAUUGACUUUGACUAUGCUCAAUAUGCUGAACUGCGAUUGAGUGAAUACUGGGCAUACAAGGGCGAGGAGGAUGGCAGCCGAAAAGCUUCAGGCCAAGAAAUGCCAUUGAGGGAAAAGACUUGGUGGCGCGCCGAGUAGGUGAAUCCACUGACAUUCAACUGAGCAUACCCGGCAUGGCAGAGCGGCAGUCGAAGCAGGGACUGGAGCAAGUGACACUUUACUCUGUAUUAAUUGUCAAUCAGUAAGCGAGAGCGAGAUUUCCUCUGUGGCUACUGUGGGCGGGGAAACGAUCAAAACCGCGUCGGAAAUGGGAAUGGACACAACGAGCAACAGUUACAAGGAGGCCAUUCCUGCCCUUGUUACUUUUUAGAUCCAGGUCUGGCUUCUCAGAACCGACGGGCUCUGUCGUUUCCGUUCUUGGCUUUUCCCAGACCCCCUCGUCCCACGUUCCCUGGACGCUCUCUACUACUUUACGUACAUGACGAACAGCCAACCCCCCCGUCCAUUCCUAGGGCUGGGCGCGAUCCCAUUCUAUUGAUAUGAUUUUCUUUGUUUUCUUUUUCUUAUUUUAUGUCAUUGUUGCGUGUUCUUGCAAUGUUAUGACCAUGUAAAGAAAGCUCAACAGCGGAUAGGAUGGCAUCAAGGGAUAAAGCCAUUCAACAUGAGCGAUAGGUACUGCAACCAGAGGAGUAGACAGGUCAUAAAUGAGUUGUCUCUCCCGCAUGUCUAGCUAUUAUAAUUGAACCUGCAGUAGAUGGGUCCUUUUAAUAUAAAUAUGGACAUUCUCACAUACAAUACCUCAUGGAGGGCAUGACCACACAUUUACAGGAGAGAAAAACCAAGGUCCGUUAAUGUGAUGCCUUUGUUGAUACUCGGCAUCAACAU